UUUCUGCUUGUGUGUGUGUGUGGAAACUGAGUUGAUGAUAAUAGUUUUUGCGAGUUGGAGGAAAAGCCAGUCGCGUUAGAUUGCUUUAUCCAUUUUCCUGUAAAAGUGCGCGAUCGGGCGAGCUGUGGUAUUACCAGAGAAAAGUGGUUGUGAAAAAGCAUUGAUUAUUCAUAGUUUCUGUGAUCCGGUCUCAUCGAAGAUCUCUCUUUACUCGAACAUCCAAUCCUUAUCAAUCAACCUGUACCUGUCCGAACCACGUCGAAGGACAGUCUCGUUGUUGCUGCAAUUUUCGUGCGAAUGUUUCAAUAGCCUCGAAUUUUUACUACCUACUGUGCAGUUCAAUGUUCUUAUGAAGUGUGUGAACCCCUAUUAUGUACCUUGCAAGCACCUACUAAGCGUAGCACGAGCUGGAUGAAUGGGUUAUCAACCUGAGGCCCCAAGUAACUUGAUAUACACAGCAUUUUUUGUUUAGAUUUUGCAAACCUCAUGUGCUCCAUCUGUGAUAACGCAUUAUCUCUCAGUAGUUUAAUUUAAGAUGACCCCUUACCUGCUCUGUCUGUAUCUGCUUCAAUAUGUGUCAUCGGCUCUUGCUGAACUUGAGCCGCUAGAAAAUGUUGGCGAAAUCCUCCUCACCACAUCAAAGAGUCAUGCGGCGGGGACGACGGAGAAAAACCCGGUGGCGGCAAACCUGGGGUUCGUGCACGCGUUCAUCGCCUCGCUGUCUGUGAUCCUAGUCUCGGAGAUCGGCGACAAGACCUUCUUCAUCGCCGCCAUCAUGGCCAUGCGCCAUCCCAGAAUCACCGUUUUCGCCGGUGCCAUCUCCGCCCUUGCCCUCAUGACCGUCCUCUCCGUUGUGUUUGGCCUAGCUGCGACUGUGAUACCAAGAGUAUAUACUUAUUAUAUUUCAAUACUUUUAUUCUUCAUAUUCGGCGUGAAAAUGCUGCUGGAAGGCUUCAAGAUGUCCCCGAAUGAAGCUCAGCAAGAACUAGAGGGAGUUCAGUCCGAUCUCAAACGACGAGAGGAUGAACUCGCUGAGGAGAAGGUUCGGAAGAAAAGUAAAUGGGGAUCUAGUAGUUCAGUUGUGGGGGUGAGUCCGGAGGAUCCUCCAACAGUGGUGCCAGAUGUAAAAGAAGGUAGUUUAUCGAUAAACUCCGAAAAAAUCAUUAGUUCAGAACCAAUUGGAGUUAAACAUAAAUCUUCUAGUGUGCCUCAGUUUGAACGAGAAGCAUUGGCGCCCGAUGUUGAGUCAGGGAGCGGUACAACCAAAAUUCCUGCCCCAACAAUUAAACUUUUAUCCAGAAUAGUAGUUCAAGCUUUUACAUUAACAUUUCUCGCUGAGUGGGGUGACCGUUCUCAGCUGACGACAAUAGUUCUUGCCGCUACUGAGGAUCCUUAUGGAGUCACUGCGGGUGGAAUAUUUGGUCACUCAAUAUGUACGGGUAUAGCUGUAGUAGGAGGUAGAUUCAUAGCUCAAAGAAUAUCUGUCAGAACAGUUACAAUAAUUGGUGGCAUCGUCUUCUUAAUUUUUGCCUUCACCUCUCUAUUGUUUGAACAAUCAGAAAAAGCUUAGUAAUGCAAACUUUAAAAUUAAAGUGGUGACUACAUUCAAAAUUAAUGGUCGAAGAAGAACGAAUAAGAAGAAAAAUGAUAACCAAUACUUUCAAACCUUUUCAACAGAGGGAAGCUACCAAUUUAUGAUUGGCGUAGAAUGAAUUCAUUACCAUCAAGCACUAAAAGAAGUGCAGCUUUUCUAUGAUUGCUUUUCUAUGAUUACUUUUCUGUGUUAUUGUUACCUUAAUUGGUUAAAAGUUGGAAUUUUAACAUUGAAUUUGUAAAAGUACAGCCUCAGUGGUGAUCAUUUUAUUGCCAAUUUUUCAACCUUUUCUGGCUCUCUAUAUUUUCAAUUCAUAUUUUUUCUUAUCAGGAAUCAAUGUCUUCUUGCAAAGUAUUCUUGCCAAAUAGGGACGAGGUUCACUAUUUAUAUUCUGCUAUUAAAUUUUAUACACAGGAAGCUAAGUUUUAACAGGCCAUUUGUAGCUAUUCUGGCUCUUGAAAAACAGCUGCAUAUCAUCAAGUAGAAAGAAUUCGUCUUUGGAGGAAAUUUAAAAAGCAAUGUACAGUCCAUUAUGGUGCAUGCAGAGCCAUGUUUUUUUUUUUUUUUUUUUUUUUUUUUUUUUUUCCAAAAAUCUCUUUCUUGGUAAAUUUCCUCUCCUCCAUGACAGCCAUCAAUAAAUUUGCAUUUUUUUUACAAAAUCACUCUAUCUUUGGGGUCAUUAGGGGGUUGCGGGAAUCAUUUCCUGCUUCCUUAAUUUUUCUCUAACACCUUAGUGGGUCACUUCAUUUAUAGACGUCGUCCGUAAAUAUUUAGUUUGGUCUUCAGCUUUCCUGCUCUCCUUGGCACGCAGAGUACCUACAGGGCUGUCAAAUCAAGAAAACAUUAGAAAACAGUCAGUGCAAAAAUGACAGGGAAUUUCAUUAAAAAAGACUGGAAAUUUUCCUUAUCCUUUUUAAAAACAGCUUGAGCAAAGAUUUUCGUAAAUUUUAACUCUGGAAAAGGAAAGUGAUAGCUGAGAUGUUUAACUUAAAAUUGAGUUUCAAAAUUACUUCUUCUCUUUGACACUUGUGAGCAGACUGUUUGUUGAAAAAGCCUGGGAAUUUGUCUUGGUUAGGAAGCCGGAAGGGUGAUUAUAGAAAUUGAUAGACAAAAGAGACAAAGAGAAAAUGGAGUGAUCAUGUUAGAGGAAGCAAGUGGUUGCUAUGGACAAAAGAGGCAAGUAAUAGACUAACUAACAGCAACCCAUGAGAAACUCUAUCGUUUGUCCAUAAUUUCCUUCCUUAGUUUGUAACAACCAUACAUUUCAGCCAGUAAGAUCGCUGUAUUUUCUCUUUGUCUAUGAGUCCACUGUCCUUGAAAUGCAAGAACCAACAUGAUUCUUUUGUUGUUAUUUUAGGUUUUUGAAGUUCCUUACUCUGUAAACAAAAGGGUUUUUUUUUAUAAUUCGUAAAAGUCAAACUUACUUGCGUUUCGUAGUGAGGAGUGAGGACGUGCCUGAAAUUUUUGUUUGGGAAUCUUCGCAAAAUGAAGGCAAUUUUUCUGCUGAAAAUGCUCCUCUAUUUGUAUCAAAUGCUAAACCUAGCCGAAAUUAUGUUGUAUUUGAUAGUUUGUCAUUUGAAUGGUAAAAUUUCACUCUGCUGAUCCCUCUAAUUUCCAAAAAUUCCAAGUAAAUUGUUGAAAGCAAGGUCUCAGAAUUUUCUCAUUGGUCUUAUUGUCAUUUCCUGCACAUAGGAACAUAUCUUACCUGAACUAUUUCAGUAUUUCUACAAACAUUUUAUUUUUUCAUGGAAGAAUCAUAUCUUCUCAUACAUGCCUACUGAAAAAUCAUUGGAAAUUUCAGGCAUAACCCUCUGUUUUCCCAUUAAGUAAUAAAAUGUUAGUAAGAUAUGCUGAAACAGUGCAUCGAGGAACAUUCCUUCUUGCAGGAGAGGAUAAAAUUUCAGCGUUUUAUCCAGUUCUUCUAUAAAUGUCCCAACCAAAGCAGAACUGUUUCCUAUUUUAAGUCAAGCUCUACAAAGCUAGUGAACCAAGUAACAAUAUCUUCGUACACGUUUGUCUGGUUAUUAAAAGGCUGUAAAGGGCCCCAUUCAGAAUUAAUUGAUAUUCAUGUGAUUAUUAAAUGUACAGAAAGGUGCUACCUAAUGAAAACUUUUCUUGCAAUUAUGAAAAUAUCUCUUCCUUUCAAGUGAAGAGUUGAUCAUUUUUAGUGUUAGGAUAUGUGAUUAAAGUUAAGUGUUAAUCUAUAGAUAUAUUUCAAUUUUACUUUCAUUUUUCGUUCAGAUCAAAAUCUGUUGUAAGAUUAUGUGUAAAUUUGCCAUGCUCAGGAAGAAUAGUGUCACUUUAUUUUACAUUUUUCAGUUUUUUUUUGAGACAACUAAUUAUACAAAAACUCACUCAUUUUCAGUGUACACUAUUACCCCGAUCAUCUAACUAUCUGUGGUGAGAGAAAAACUGGAUACGAUGAAAUUCAAUCAAAGCGACGUGAACAAUGUAAAAUAUGUAUUUGAAAAAAACGAAAACUCACUUUACUGACAGAAAAUGACGUGAUUCUUUCUGUUUUUGUGAAUCUAAUUUUUUCCCUACAGCAAUGUCCGGCUGUCUCCUGAACUUAACGUUGUCAUGUCCUGAAACCUAAGUUUGUUUGUUACUCAUGAAUACUUUCAAUAUUGUUUUGUUGCCAUGUAUGAUAAUUGGGGUAUAACUGUAGUUGCAUCUUGCCAUAAAUUACACAACCUGAAAAUGUAGAAUCAGAAAAUUGCUUCAGUUUUUUAUUUUUUGUUUUAAACACAACGCUUUCAUGCUGAAAAAUGUGGAAUGGGGGUGGAUUUUUUCCUGCUGACUAUUGAAUUGUGACUCUUCUUUAUUGCCAGAGAGCCCUGCUUUACAGCUGAGUUCUGUGCAUGACACUCUUAACUUGACAAUGACGAUAACAACAAUCAACGGCUCUAUCGACAAUUAAUACUUAGUCUAAAAUUGUAAAGAGAGUACAAAUAAAAUAAAUAAGAGAGCAAACCCUACUUUUAAGGUUAAUUUCAAUUAGUUAAGUGUCAGAUAUGGUGACUAUGACUUGCACCAAAUGCAUCAGCAGCAUAAGUUAUUUCAACUUGUGAACAUUUGUGUUGUUCAGGUUGCUCCCUGUCGGUAAGUGAUUGGUACAAUCGUUGCCUACGAGAAUGGCAACAGGGCAACGGUACAAUCUGUCCAGGAUGCACUGGGACCAAAAAAGUAACUAGAAAUACUGGCCCAUUUUAGUGGUUUUUUGCUGCUUAAAAGGAAUAGACUGGUUCAAAGUAACCUUGUCUAACAAGUCUCAAGAGCUGUGCAAUCUUUUCUAUUAUUCUUACACAAUUAAUUUUGUCCAUCCUGAUUCCCGAUCUACUAAGAAUAUUGAUGCUGUAAGUCGGCAAUCACAUAACUCGGUUUGGGACGUCGCAGACUUUUUGUCAUACUUCAUUUUUUAAUGGAAAACUACUCAACGGCAAUUCUUUGAAACUGCCGUGAUUUUUCUUCUCUGUGCAAAGAAAAUUCUGCAUAAACUUCAAGGAAUGAUGUCAAUUUGUUCUCUUUCAAAAAAAAUAACAGAGGCGAAGAUUUUUAGACACUGCAAACGAGGAAUGUGCUUGCGGACUUAGGCUGUUGAUAGAUACAUUUUGCAAGAAAAUUAAAAAAAAAUCUGUUUAAAUUUUGUGCUCUUUACAACUUGUAUCCAUAUUCAAAAUCUCAAAACAAGUAAAGAAAAGUCAAAAAAUUAAAAUAUUUAUUUGAAUGCUGAUUUUAUCCUCAGCCCAAGUAGAGAUGCUCGGCAUGAAUUUAUUUGGACAGUCUUGAUAGUUUAUACCUACUAUCAAGUGUUUUUUGAGCUCUGAGUUUUUUUUUAAUUUGAGUUCUGGUCGGAAUAAAUUUUUUCAGAGGUCAAGGCAGAUGAUGUAAAACUUUCCCUACAGAGCUUUAAGCUCGUGUAUAUUUGCUUAAGUUCCUUCCGGAUAGCGCAGAUUACUAAACUGUCAUUAACUCCUUUUCCUUCGAUCACAUUUUUUAUUUUUUUUUAUUUUGCUUACUUUUUUAAUAAUAUUUCUGUUUAUGAAUUCUCUCUGUUUUUAUUGUUAACUUUAAUAUGAGAGAUGUGUGUUUUAUUUUUAUAUGUGAGUUGUUUUUUUUUAAAAAAAAUGUUAAAAAUUAGAAGUUCUGUUUGAUUUCAUGACUAAAAAUUGACUUGCAUAUUAAAUUAAGUUAAACUCUCUCCGCCAACAGUUUCUUCAUGAUAAAUAUAAUGAAUACUCCUGUAUCCUCUUGUCAAGCUCUUGAAAGAUUUACCAUCGUUUACUGAAACGUAAUUUUCUACCUAAUUAUUUCUCACUUAAUUUUCUAUAUUGUAAAUUAUGAGAACCAACAAUUGUAGAAAUUCAGCCUUGUGUCUGACUUCUGUUGAACUUAUUUCAUAUUAAAUUUGAUUUUUUGUGUGUUAAUUCUGAUCAAAGAAUUAUUCUAGAAACAAAAUAAAUUUUUCCACAUAA
This is a messenger RNA of Bemisia tabaci, 6069 nucleotides long. Its product is annotated as putative divalent cation/proton antiporter TMEM165. Gene Ontology annotation, molecular function: calcium ion transmembrane transporter activity; manganese ion transmembrane transporter activity. Gene Ontology annotation, biological process: Golgi calcium ion transport; Golgi calcium ion homeostasis; manganese ion transmembrane transport. NCBI's taxonomy places the organism in Eukaryota, Metazoa, Arthropoda, Insecta, Hemiptera, Aleyrodidae. The record is from RefSeq and is a predicted model, not a curated record. Gene Ontology annotation, cellular component: Golgi apparatus.